Closterium sp. NIES-65 is the source of this 2148-nucleotide messenger RNA. The record is from the annotation of a GenBank genome assembly. Lineage: Eukaryota; Viridiplantae; Streptophyta; Zygnematophyceae; Desmidiales; Closteriaceae.
AUGUGCUGUCUUGUCCAGGCGGGUGAGUCCCUCUGGGCGCACGCUACUGGUGACCUUCCUGCGCCCGACGACCCUACGCCUUUAGGCUCUGCCCUUGACGGCGCUGCUAGAGCCUGCUUUGCCAGCCAGCGUGCUGACCUAACGGCGAGGAAGUCGCGUGACGCUGCGGCCUGCAUCGCUCUUAGCAGCCUCCUCCCUGAGUCUGAGGAGGCCCACUUCACUCAGGUUUGCACUGCUAGUGAGUUCUUGACUGCGAUUAAGGCCCGCUACACUACUCCCACCACUAUCUCUCUUGGCCGAGUCUUCCUACCGUUCCUGUUCCCUGACCUCGCCUCGUUUGAGCGCUCUGCUGACUUGAUUGCUCACCUCCGCUCGCUUGAUUCUAGCUACCGCGCUGCUUGCACUGACGUACAGCUUGUGCUGCUCCCUCCCCCCAUGGCGAUUACUAUCUACUUCAUCGCCACUAGCCUCCCUGACCGCCUUGCCUCAGUCCGUGACACGCUUCUUCUGAAGCACCCUAGUGAGCUCACUAUCGACGUCCUUGAGUCUGCGCUCAAGGACAUCGAGAGCAACCUCUGCUCCGUAGCCUCCGCCUCUGGUGUUGUGCCCCCUCCACUGUUCCACGGGUGCACUGUCCCUCAGUUGCCCACCUUUACAGCUUCUCUCACCACUACUGCUACUGACGUGACCGCAGCUGCUGUUACGACUUCUUCACAGUCUCGAGGUAGAGGUGGCAAGAGGGGCGGUCAGGGUACAGGUGGCGGCGGCGGUGGAGGCGUUGGCGGUGGAGGUGGCGGGGGUGGCGUGCCGACUGGUGGCGGCGGGAGUGCAGGGCCUGGAGAGGCGUCUUGUGCAGCGGCCGGUGACCCCGCUACUGCAGCUGGUGGAGGCGACGCCCGGGCUCGUCAGCCACCUUCUGGUCUGCCGGCCGCGGCGGGUGGAGCAGCGGCGUGGAACUUGGUGGGCGUGAGGCCUCUUGUGAGUCAGCACGUGGGUGUGUGGAUUGAGCCCUCUGGUGAGACGGCGGUUGCUGCGUCCCCCCAGGUAGCUGUGUCUGGUCAGGUUCCCAUGUCUGGUCCAGUUGCUGCGUCGUGCUCCUGCCGGUCGCUUGCACACCCCACCGUUCUGUGGCACCACCGGACGGGGCACCCGUCCCUCCCUCGUCUGCGCGCUAUGUCUUGUCAGCGACUUGUCUUAGGCCUCCCGCGUGUCUUGCCGUCGUUGUCACCUUCGCUUGCACCGGUGUGCAGUCCCUGCGUCGAGGAUCGGCUGCGCGCCACCCCUCACUCCUCCUCCCUUCGUCCGGCCAUCGAGCCUUUUGAGACGCUCCACUUGGACGUCUGGGGCCCCGCCCCUCGCCUUGGCCAUGAGCGUGAGCGUUUCUUUUUGGUCGUUGACGACUACUCCCGCUACACCACAGUGUUCCCCCUGGCAAAGAAGUCUGAGGUGACUUCUACGCUGAUCACGUGGUUGCUUACCACUAAGGGCACUCGUGGUCGUCGUGUCAGCUGUCUUCACUCUGACCGUGGGGGUGAGUUUCACUCCGGCAUCCUCGCUGGAUUCUGUCGCGAGCAGGGCAUUCGUCAGUCCUGGACGCUUCCAGAGUCCCCACAGCAAGAUGGGGUUGCUGAGUGCCGCAUAGGCUUGGUCAUGGAGAUCGCCCGCACCUCCUUGACUCACGCCCGUGCCCCCCAUUUUCUGUGGCCCUACGCGGUUAGGUACGCCGCUCACCAGCUGAACCUCUGGCCACGCGUCUCUCGGCCAGAGGCUUCACCGACCAGUCUUUGGACCGGGUCCCCUGGUGUUGCAACGAGGUUUCGUGUCUGGGGUUGCUUGGCUCUUGUCCGCGACACUUCCGCGGACAAGCUCUCGCCUCGCGCCGUUCCCUGUGUCUUCCUUGGUUUCCCUGAGGACUCCUCUGACUUCACCUUUUACCACCCUCCCUCUCACCGGUUCUUUGACUCCCGUGACGUCCGUUUUGAGGAGUCCACCCCCUACUACGUCAGGUACCCCAGUCGAGGUGUGUCCCAGGCUACCCCUCCCUCCUCGGUAGCCACUCAGGUGCAGCCUCCUUCCCCGCAGUCCUCCUCGCAGCCUACUGCAGACCCUGUGGGAGCCGGUGCUCGUGAAGAGGGCCCUAAAGCCUGA